Messenger RNA from Lates calcarifer (barramundi perch), 2485 nucleotides. RefSeq names its product GATA binding protein 2b (gene gata2b). Gene Ontology annotation, molecular function: zinc ion binding; DNA-binding transcription factor activity, RNA polymerase II-specific; RNA polymerase II cis-regulatory region sequence-specific DNA binding. The coding region runs from base 389 to 1726 and encodes 445 amino acids. The transcript has 6 exons. NCBI's taxonomy places the organism in Eukaryota, Metazoa, Chordata, Actinopteri, Centropomidae. The record is from RefSeq and is a predicted model, not a curated record. Gene Ontology annotation, biological process: positive regulation of miRNA transcription; negative regulation of transcription by RNA polymerase II; cell fate commitment. Gene Ontology annotation, cellular component: nucleus.
GCUUCGCCCCGCGCUGUCAGCCACAGUUAUACGUGUUGCUUUAAGUCCCAGUGGACGGAGUUUACUCUGACAAACACCAACCGAAAACUGGAGAGGACCAGCAGCACCGAAAAGGGGGACGGGGGGAGAGUUUUCCUAAGGAGAGAGCCGAUCGGACGCUGUGGAUAAAAUAACAUUGGCAAAGGUUUCCAGUGUCAAGCUCGACUCGAUGUCCCGGAGACGGAGAGGAAUUUACCUCAGAGGCACAAAAACAAAGCAUUAGUCCUCUUCUGUAAAUGGACACAGCGAAGAUCUCGUAAAAAAGGAACACAUUUUAAAACCAUCCAGUGUCCUCCCCUCUGGAUAUUCUCUGACUCUAUAAAAGCGCGCCGCAGAGAGCCAUAAGAAGAUGGAUGUGACGGCCGAUCAGCCCCGCUGGAUGCACCACCACGCCGUGCUGAACGGGCAACACCCGGACUCUCACCACCACGGCCUGGGCCACAACUACAUGGAGCCCACGGCGCAGCUCCUGCCUCCAGAUGAGGUGGAUGUUUUCUUUAAUCACCUGGACUCGCAGGGGAACCCGUACUACCACAACUCCGCCCGGGCCAGAGUGUCCUACAGCCAAGCGCACGCUCGUCUGACGGGGUCUCAGGUCUGCCGGCCUCAUCUCAUCCACAGCCCGGGGAUUUCAUGGCUGGAAAGUGGGAAAGCAGCUCUCUCAGCUCACCACCACAACGCCUGGGCCGUGAGUCCCUUCAGCAAGCCCAGCCUGCACCACCCGGGCUCCGCGUCCCCGGGCGGCCUAUCCGCUGUCUACCCGUGCAGCAGCAACUCGAACACGGUCUCCGCGUCGUCGUUAACGCCGCCGACCCACUCCAGCCCGCAUCUGUACACCUUCCCCCCGACGCCGCCGAAGGACGUAUCGCCGGACCCGGGGGCCGUGUCUCCCUCGUCCUCGUCCGCCACCAGAAUGGACGAGAAGGAAUCUAUCAAAUACCAAAUGUCAUUAACGGAGGGGAUGAAGAUGGAGGGAACCAGCCCGCUGAGGAGCAGCCUGGCCUCCAUGAGCGCUCAGACCCCCUCCACCCACCAUCCCAUACCGACGUAUCCCACCUACUCUCUCCCAGCGGCACACGAAUACGGCAGCAGUCUGUUUCACCCGGGCAGCCUGCUGGGAGCAUCGUCCAACUUCAACCCCAAGAACAAAGGCAAGACACGGUCCUGCACUGAGGGCCGCGAGUGUGUAAACUGUGGAGCCACCUCUACGCCUCUGUGGAGACGUGACAGCACCGGACACUACCUGUGCAAUGCCUGCGGACUGUACCACAAGAUGAACGGCCAGAACAGACCACUCAUCAAACCCAAACGCAGGCUGACGACCACCACCACGCUCUGGCGGCGCAAUGCAAAUGGAGACCCGGUGUGCAACGCCUGCGGCCUCUACUAUAAACUGCAUAACGUGAACCGGCCUUUGACCAUGAAAAAGGAGGGAAUACAGACACGCAACCGUAAAAUGUCCAACAAGUCCAAAAAGAGCAAGCGGGUCAGCGACAGCUACGAGGAGUUUUCCAAAAGCCUGCAUGACAAGAACUCUCCCUUCAGCGCCGCCUCCCUGGCCGGACACAUGUCCAUGGGCCACUUGCCACCUUUCAGCCACGCCGGACACAUGCUCCCUACACCCACCCCAAUACACCCGUCGUUUGGCCACCCGCACCACUCCAACAUGGUGACGGCCAUGGGUUGAGCGGGUGAUGAGAGGGGUUAGCAUAGAGCUACUUCAAGAACCUGAGACAGUUUCAUGAAGGGGGAUCAGGGGUCUCACUAGAGGACAGUGUGUACAAUGUUACAGACAUGCAGUUUGUAUGUCUUCACCUUGAUUGUCUCUUGAUUGAUUAUGCCAGUGGUAUGUCAGAGAAAAGGUGUAUCGUUGGAGGAAAGGACGUUUUUACUCCUUAUCUAUAGGUACCUAUUUUGAUGGGGGAGGAUUCUGCUUCCUGUCAUCCAGGCACACACAUGUAAACACAAAAAUGUCAUUGCACCUCAUAGUUUUGCUCCAACAGUCCCCACUGACGCCCUGACUGUCUGCAGUGUGGUUCAGUGUGUGCCGAACAGGUUUAUAUAACUGUGAAUAUUGUAAAUGUGUUAGACUGAGGGGGACGUCCCAUGCAGAGAGCAAAUCCCCUUCACAACAUUAAAUGAAAAUAUGCUGGAUUUUUUGCUCAUGGACAAUUUUAAAAGGAAUUUUCACAAAAGAAACAAGCAAACAAAAAAGUUUAUGAAUCCUAAUUUGACACUGUUUAUUCUAAUUAUUGUUAUUAUAAUUAUUAUUGUUAUUAUUGUUAUUCAGAUAAUUUAUUUUCACUGCCUUUUUUUCUUUGACUAUAUCACCUGAAUCAUAAUAUGGAUACUGUUAUCCCAGUUAUGAAUAUAUUUUUAGCUGAAGCGCUUUCUCUGAGCUGGUCAACAUUUAUACUCGUAAGAAAUAAAGAGAUCAAGUUCAUUA